Drosophila innubila is the source of this 5674-nucleotide messenger RNA. RefSeq names its product putative 1-phosphatidylinositol 3-phosphate 5-kinase (gene fab1). Gene Ontology annotation, cellular component: endosome membrane. The record is from RefSeq and is a predicted model, not a curated record. The coding region runs from base 136 to 5592 and encodes 1818 amino acids. Gene Ontology annotation, molecular function: 1-phosphatidylinositol-3-phosphate 5-kinase activity; ATP binding; metal ion binding. Gene Ontology annotation, biological process: intracellular signal transduction; phosphatidylinositol phosphate biosynthetic process. NCBI's taxonomy places the organism in Eukaryota, Metazoa, Arthropoda, Insecta, Diptera, Drosophilidae. The transcript has 7 exons.
UCGGCUCAUUGGCACCGGAUGCCGCUUUAAUCGAUCAGCUCAACAUAACAGCUAUCUAACCAAGGACGAGCAGCCCACGUGUGAGCACGUCCCCAACUCUGCUGGUACCACAAGUAUUAUUAUUAACACCACAACAUGAGUAGCAGUAGCAGCAGCACCACAAGCAACAAUAACAAUAGCAACAACAACAAUCCCGUACACCAACACCUACACUCACCCAGCAAACUCACUGAAUUCGCACGCAAUUUCGAGGAUAAGCCGGAGUCUUUAUUUGGACGCGUCGUCAACAAAAUUCAAAAUGUUUACAAUCAAAGCUACAACACCGUCAAUGACAUCUCCAGUGGCAAUAGCAAUGUCCAGGUGGGCAAAUCCAUGUUCUAUGCGGAGAAGAGAACUCCCAACGCGGAGGCGGAGAAUGCGGAUGUGGCCAGUGAGAUCACUCGCGGCAGUUCAUCCUCCAGUCUAAGCACAAGUCGUCCACAGCCGCCAACAACUCUGAAGCUGUCAAGCAAUAGCACCAUCGAUAUCACAACCACUGCUGAAGAAUCUGAGGCCUAUGAGCGUAUCGAUGAGCUGCCCAGUGAAGCGAAUCAGAAUCAAGGCCGCACCGUGUCCAAUGUACUCAAACACAUCAGCAAUAUUGUUGCCUCAAAGAACAACAACGAUUUGCGAAACUAUAAAGAGACGGAGCUGCAGCAAUUGUGGAUGCCAGACUCAAAAGCUAAGGAAUGCUAUGACUGUGCACUAAAGUUCACUCUAUAUCGUCGUAAACAUCAUUGCCGUCUUUGCGGUCAGAUAUUCUGCUCCAAGUGCUGCAAUCAAGUAGUUCCCGGAAGCAUAAUACGUUGCGAGGGGGAUCUUAAGGUGUGCAAUUACUGUUCCAAGAUUGUGCUUACCUCGCUCAAGUCGUCAGACACCAACAUGGGCGAAGAUCUUCAGGCCUUGCAGCAGCAUCUGAGCAGCAAGCUUGAAGUGCAGGAAAAUGCGUCCAACACACACGCAGCACAGAAGCAGCGGGUUCAAUUGUCCCGCAAGUCCUCUCUGGGCUAUCAGGAGGAGCGAUUCAGUUCGCAGCACAAUUAUACAACUCUAUCUAUGAUUGAUCGCAAGAACAUACUGCAGCAAUCGAAUUCGUUGAUCACGCUCCAUGAAGAGAUGCAGCGCGAGCUGCCAGCUCAAAACUGUGGCCAGCUGCUCAUAGAGUUUCUCAAGAAGAACAACAAGUCGGCCAACGAGGUACAAGCUGUGGCUAUAUUAAAUGCCAUGCUCGCCGCUGGUUUCCUUGAGCCCAUUGUGCCCGAUGCCGAGCAGAUCGAGUUCGAUGCAACACUUCACUACAGAUUUGCGGAGCUAUCACGCCCUGGAACAACCAUAGCAGAGACGCGCGAAGGAAGCUCUGAGCACUCCAAUCCAAUAAGUCCACAGUUUGAUGCGACUAGUGCGGAGCCACAUCCGCCCAAGUCGAUGGAUGUGUCGCAGAGCUUUCAGUCUGCUCAGGAGCUGGAAUUGGAGAAUGAUAUGUGCUUCACAACGAUAUCGACAAAGCUGCUGGAGUCAUACUGUGAUCAUGAGGAGCAGCUGCUGGCACAAUUGUUGCGAGCCAACCAUCUGGAUGCAGAGUGGGGCAAGGUUCUCCAGACGCUCUGCUCCACGGCAGCGAAUCAUUUCAAGCCCGAGUAUUGCACCAACGAUCUCAUGGACAUACGCAACUAUGUCAACUUCAAAAAGGUGCCUGGUGGCAGGCCCAAGGAGUCGAAAAUUGUGCAUGGCGUUGCCUUCUCCAAGAAUGUGGCCCACAAGGACAUGGCCACUCAUGUCGCCUUUCCACGCAUCCUCCUGCUGCAAUGCCCAAUUGUCUAUGAGCGAAUCGAGGGCAAGUUUGUGACCAUUGAGACGGUGAUGCUUCAGGAGAAGGAAUACCUACGCAACGUCUGUACCCGCAUCAUGAACUUUGAGCCGAACGUUGUGCUCGUCCACAAGAAUGUGGCGGGCAUUGCCCAGGAUCUGUUACGCUCCUUUGGCGUCACCUUGGUUCUAGACGUCAAGCUGUCCGUCAUGGAACGUCUCGCCCGCACCCUGCAGUGCGACAUAGUCAGCUCCAUUGAAUCGAAUAUAAACAUGCCCAAACUGGGCUACUGCAAUGACUUCUACAUACGCAACUAUACGUGUGGGAAGACGCUCAUGUUCUUUGAGAAACUGAACAGUCCACGUGGCUACACUUGCCUCCUGCGAGGUGGCAGCAAUGCGGAGCUAACCCGGGCCAAGAAGGUGGCGCUGGCGCUUCUCUUUGCCCGCUACAAUUGGCGACUGGAGAUGUCUUUCCUAUUGGAUGAGUUUGCCCAGCCCCUUUGUCCUAAGCCACCCAUCUUUGACUCCAAGGAGUCCAGUCCAAACACGGAGAAUGGCAGUGAGGAACAGCCGGAGGUGGAGACCCAAAUGCGCACCAAGCGGCCACUUUGUGAGCGCAAGUCGGAGGAUAAGUUUAUGGCCGCCGUCAGUGAAAAUGUCUCCGACUUUACGGAUCCUUUGCGAUCCUCGCAGGCCGAAGCACUCACCAGCUCGUCCGCCAAUCUUACCGUGGAGGCGCUUGCGGUUGAGAUGCGAUACGAUAAUCGUUUUCGCAAUGCAUUAAGCUCCACGUUGUUAUCUGUCAGUCCGUUUCUAACUUUUCCACUUCCGUAUUUGGAAACGGAGCAGGGACGCAAUUGCAAGCUGCGUAAACUUUUUCCAGCUGAACUCUACUUCUCGAAAUUGUGGUCCACGACUCCAGGCACUGCUCUCGAGCGACCAGACAGCAUUGAAGCGGACACAGUCAAGAGCAACGCGGAACUGGGCAACAAGGAGAACGAACUGCAGUUGCUGCCAGCGCAUGAUUUUGUUAAGAUGAAGAUCACGGUCGCCGCCACCACUCGCGACAUUCAAACGAAGCUCGCCGAGUUUCGAUCCUUUGGAGGACGCUUUCCCAAGGGCAAAGCCCCAAUGCUGAAGCCAAAGAAGAAGUCGGGCGAAGUGAUUCAGAUUCAGCGGCCACAAAAGGUGACCGAUGAGCAACUGUACAAGGAUGCACUGGAUCCCCAGAACCAUCAGAGAUUGCCUGUGCUCUUCUGUAGCUUCCACUACAAUCCCAAGGGCGUCUCAUCGUUCUGCAAGCUGCCCAUGCUGCUGGACAUGAAGUUCUAUGGUCAACACGACAUCAUGUUGGAGCAGUUCCUCCAACGCUAUUGCUGUCUCUUUAAUUCGAUGUGUCCCUCCUGCAGUUUGCCCAUGCUGGGCCACGUCCGUCGCUAUGUCCACGCCCUGGGCUGUGUGCAUGUCUAUCUCACUGAAGAUCUGACACGAUCCGAUCCCACCCGCAUCUACUUUACCUCCUGGUGCAGCAUCUGCAAUGCGACGACGCCAACGGUGCCGCUAUCAGCAGCUUCCAAAUGCCUGUCCCUGGCCAAGUAUCUGGAGAUGCGAUUCCAUGGACACGCCUACAGACGUCGCCCGCCCACAGAGUCCAUGCCCGAUCAGAGCAGUCCUUGCGAGCAUUCAUUGCAUCGCGACUAUGUGCAUCAUUUUAGCUUUCGUGGCGUUGGAGCAAAGUUCCAGUAUACGUCCGUCGAGGUCUGGGAACCGGAGCUGCCCUCGUUGACGUUGCAAAUGGAGCUGCCCAAGCCAUUCAUUGGCAUCCAGGUGCAGGAGGAUAUCAAGAGCUUUUCCAUACGGGGACAUGAAGUGUACACAAGAAUUCAUGAGCGGAUUGCGGAUCUGGCCACAGAGGAGGAGAAUUCGCCAUUGGUAUCCCGACUGAAGGCGACACUCACCAAGGAUCAGUUCCAGUUCAAGCAAAAGGUGGAAAUUGUGCACACACUGUUGACGGAGCGUCUGGUGAACUCCUAUGACAUCAGAGAUGCCCUUGUCAUGGCCAAGCGUGCCCUGGCCGAGAGCAUUGAGCUGUGGGGACCACGUCUGCAUGAGAUUGAGCAACUGACCCAGAAGCAUGCCAAGCAAUCGCAUCACAUAGAUGCGGGCACCAUUUGCACGGAGGAACUGCGUCCGGAGCAGCUGGAACAGGAGCUGGCCAAGAGCAGAGCGGGCAAUCAGCAGCAGUUGGAAAUCAGUGGCAUCAGUGCUGCCACAUCAGAGUGUCCAGUCGAUGACACAGCCGAGGUGGAAAAGAAACUCACCGUGGACCAAAUGCUGGCAUCCACUGUGAACGUCAACUCGGACAAGAAGUCCAUCAAGUCGCGAUUGCUGACCCUGCGACAGACGACGAAUAACCAGACGAAUCCUUUGCAGUCGCCCUUCUCGGCACAGGACCAUCUGACCCUGCCCCUGGGCAGCAUUCCCCUCAAUGUGCACGAGAACGAUCUCAGCUCGGUCAUUGCCUAUGGCCUGACCUCCACUGAGUAUCAACGUGCCAUUGCUGCUCUCAAUGCCGACGAAGCGGCGGCCAACGGAGGCGAUGCCAACUGCAGUCCACAGCCGAAGCACAAGCAGCUAGAUCCCGAUGCUGAGGAGGCGUGUCCAGAUGGUCCAGAAGAGCGCAGCAAGGCUAAAGGUCAACCGCAACCACAGCCUCCCAGCCCGCACGUCUGCCUGGCUUUUGGCAAUGGACAGUUCCAGUGCAACAUUUACUUUGCCCGUGAAUUUGAUGCAAUGCGCGCCAAGUGCUUAAGUCCACCCAAGCUGGACAGGAUGGUCUAUCGCCGGCUGGAGAGAAGUAAAAUGCGGGAGGAGCUGAGAAUCUCACAGAAUCGAAACGGUUCCGAAAUCGAGCUGGUGCGCAAACCCAGUGAAGUUGGUGCCGCCUCCCAUGAUGAUCAGCCGGAUGCCGAGGAGGAGUCACGAAUUGCCCUCGCCCGCAGCUUGUCCCGCAGCGUGCAGUGGGAGGCGCGUGGUGGCAAAUCCGGUUCACGAUUCUGCAAAACGUUGGAUGAUCGUUUCGUUCUCAAAGAGAUGGAUAAGAAGGACAUGAACAUUUUUGAGCAGUUUGCGCCGGAAUAUUUAGAAUACAUUGCCAAGUGUCAGCAGGAGGAGCAGCCCACACUACUGGCCAAGAUCUUUGGGGUCUUUAAAGUUAGCGUCAAAAAGAAGGACUGCUUUGUGGAAAAGUCACUGCUGGUCAUGGAGAAUCUCUUCUAUGGCUGCGACAUAUCCAAUAAGUUCGAUCUAAAGGGCUCUGAACGCAAUCGCCACGUGGAUCCAACCAAUCAGAAUGGCGAAAUUGUGCUGCUCGAUGAGAAUCUGGUGGAGAUGUCCUGGUCGAAGCCUUUGUAUGUCCUGUCGCACAGCAAAGCUGUGCUGCGUGAUGCCAUACUGAGGGAUGCCUCGUUUCUGGAGCGGAACAUCGUCAUGGACUACUCCUUGCUUGUGGGACUCGACCAAAAGCGAAAUGUGUUGGUUCUGGGCAUAAUAGAUUACAUACGCACUUACACGAUGGACAAGAAGAUCGAGUCGAUAAUUAAACAGUCGGGAAUACUUGGCGGUGGCAUUGGCAAGAUGCCAACAGUGGUGGCACCGCAACUCUACAAGCAACGCUUUGUGGAGGCAAUGGAUCGGUACUUCUAUACGGUGCCCGAUCGCUGGGAGGGAUUGUCAAAGAUUUGAAGCAGUUGACGCAAAAACGAAACAAGCACUUACCAGUUAGUUAAUGUACUUAGUUAAUAAAGCAGCUAACGCAAUUGUUAAA